Molecule: messenger RNA, 2034 nt
Organism: Erpetoichthys calabaricus (reedfish)
Lineage: Eukaryota; Metazoa; Chordata; Cladistia; Polypteriformes; Polypteridae
Gene: ccdc93
Product: coiled-coil domain containing 93
Exons: 25
Coding region: 40-1950 (636 amino acids)
Biological process (GO): Golgi to plasma membrane transport
Source: RefSeq, a predicted model, not a curated record
UGUCACAUGAUGUUCACGUGAUUCUGGUUCCUGCCUAUCAUGGCGGCAGUCUCGGUCUUUCAGAGGGUAAGGACUGGAUCAAAAUUAAGGGACCAGUAUGACCAAGAAGGCAAUAUUAUUCAGGUUGAAACCCGUGAAGAUGAAGAGCAGAAUGUUAAAUUGGCGGAAAUUCUGGAGCUCCUGUUGGCAGCAGGAUAUUUCAGGGCUAGAAUCAAAGGCCUAUCAUCUUUUGAUAAGGUUGUUGGUGGAAUGACGUGGUGCAUUACCACUUGCAAUUUUGAUAUAGAUGUUGAUUUGCUUUUUCAAGAAAACUCAACAAUUGGUCAAAAAAUAGCACUGACUGAAAAAAUUGUGUCUGUGUUGCCAAAAAUGAAAUGCCCUCACCGCCUGGAGCCUCAUCAGAUACAGGGCCUAGACUUUAUUCACAUUUUUCCUGUUGUUCAAUGGCUAGUGAAACGUGCAAUUGAAACAAGAGAAGAAAUGGGAGAUUACAUCAGGGCGUACUCCAUUUCGCAGUUCCAGAAAAGUCACAGUAUACCGGAGGAUGAUGAUUUCAAGUUGAGUAAAGAAAAGGCAAUUAAAACUGUUCUAAAUGUUUCUGAGGUUUAUAAACCUCAGAGAAAGUACAAAAGGCAGACCGGUGCUGAAGAACUAACUGAUGAGGAAUCAAGAGUCCACUCAACAUUACUGGAAUAUGGAAGGAUGUUCCUGUCAUUACGGUAUGGAUUUAGCAAACAAGCGAAACAAGACAAGACUGAAGAAAAAAAAGUAUCUCUAACACCUGGGUUACCUUCUGGUAUGUCAGAAGUGUCAGAAGAAGAGGAUCUGCAAGCUGCUGAAGAGCUCCGCAUUAAAACAUUGAUGACUGGAAUGGCUGUCAUGGCAAACGAAGAGGGAAGACUGACUGCCAGUACCGUUGGUCAAAUUGUAGGUCUUCAGUCACAUGAGAUUAAACAGAUUGUUUCUGAAUAUGCUGAAAAGCAAACAGAACUUGCUGCCGAAGACAGACCCGAGUGGUUUGGAUCUGCCCAACAGCAUCGCAGACAAAUGGCAUCCCUGAACAAACAAAUUCUGCAAAAAACCAAGCAGUUGGAGGAACUUCAAGCUAAAAAAUUUGAGAUUCAGACAGGGUAUGAGGAGGCAAAGAGUAAACUCGCUGAGGCUGUAAACUUUGCAGAGCAGUUAAACAAAGACCUUGCAGCCUUAGAAGAACUGGAAAGCCAAGCUGAUUCAAGCAUCUUACUGAAGCUUAGAUCACUGGUUGCAAUGAAUGAAAGCCUGAAGAAUCAGGAACACGAAUUCCGUACACAUUGUAGGGAGGAAAUGACACGGUUACAACAAAGUAUUGAAAAUUUGAAAAUCGAAUCUGGUGACAACGAUGGUGAAGAAAAGGAGCGUAAUGAGCUGAUAGACAAACAGUACAAUGCAGACCGAGAGAAACUCCAGAAGAUACGUCUCUUACUGGCAAGAAGAAAUAGAGAAAUUGCUAUCCUACAAAGAAAAAUUGACGAGGUUCCUAGCAGGGCAGAAUUGACCCAAUAUCAGAAGCGAUUUAUUGAACUGUACGGACAAGUGGCAGCCACACACAAAGAAACAAAACAGUUCUUUACACUUUAUAAUACCUUGGAUGACAAGAAAGUGUUUCUGGAAAAAGAGGUUAAUUUACUGAACUCCAUACAUGACAACUUUCAACAAGCUAUGGCGUCCUCUGGAGCCCGAGAGCAGUUCCUCCGUCAGAUGGAGCAGAUUGUGGAAGGAAUUAAACAAAACCGAAUAAAAAUGGAGAAGAAGAAGCAGGAAAACAAGAUGAGGAGAGAUCAGUUAAACGACGAGUACCUGGAACUACUGGAGAAGCAAAGAUUGUAUUUCAAAACCGUUAAAGACUUUAAAGAGGAGUGCCGGAAAAAUGAAAUGCUGCUGUCAAAGUUAAGAGCCAAAGGCGCAUCCUAGACAGUUAGCUGAAGUAGCAGUUUGUCCCGUUAUGAUCACCAAUGCUGCCGCAGUAUUACACACAAGAGUCACUUUGGGGCUCCU